Messenger RNA from Astyanax mexicanus (Mexican tetra), 2764 nucleotides. RefSeq names its product MINDY lysine 48 deubiquitinase 4 (gene mindy4). The transcript is spliced from 18 exons. The coding region runs from base 344 to 2455 and encodes 703 amino acids. Lineage: Eukaryota; Metazoa; Chordata; Actinopteri; Characiformes; Acestrorhamphidae. Gene Ontology annotation, molecular function: K48-linked deubiquitinase activity; cysteine-type deubiquitinase activity. The record is from RefSeq and is a predicted model, not a curated record. Gene Ontology annotation, biological process: protein K48-linked deubiquitination.
ACUGUAGAAACGAGAAGAGUCUGCAGACCCUGAGGAGGAGCUAAGUUCGCAGACUCGUUCAUAAAUAAAGCUAACGCUAGCAAGCUAAUUCAGUCAAAAAUGCGAAAAAAAGAUUAAUAAACCUAAGUCUAUUAUUGAAUUCUUUAUAACAAUGAUAUAAACACUGAAGUAUGUUAACCUAGUUAGCUGGUAAGCCUGUUCUCAAACCAGCUACCUUAUCAAACUACGCUAGCUAACGCUAGCUAAUGGGUUUAGCUAGUUAACUAGUGAGCUAAGAUAACCAAGUCCACUAAACUGUGUUGUUCACUUGGUUGCCUUGUUUAAUCAAAUCAAAUCCGCGACUAUGGGGAAAGAUGUGGAGGAGGUUGCAGCGUCUCUAGUCCGGGAAUAUCUCAGUCGAAAGGGCCUGAAGAAAACGAUAGCUUGCAUGGAUGUGGAGCUUCCGAGGACAAAUUUGAGCAUCAACAACAGAACUGACCUUCGCCGAGUUCUUCAUCUGGAAAGUCUUUACAAAAAAAAUAAGUCUGAGGAGCACCCACUGAAAUCGAUGCUGGAGAUGAUGGUGAAGGAGCGGAUGAAGAAAGGUGCAGAGGUUAAAAGAAGUUCUCUGAUGGACAACAGAACUCAAGAGAUCCCAGCUGAGGAAAAUUUGCCAAAAUCUGGUUCAUCCUUCACUGAGGAAGAUUCUUCUUCUGAGAGGAAAGAUAAAGAUGUUAUGGAUCAGCACAGACACAGAGCGAGUUUGUCCGAGGGCAGCUCUGCUGUGUCACAGCUUAUAGCGCCAUCUUCAGCAGACCAGACUCCUUCACCAAAGAGCUCCAGGAGCAGUUCUCUAGUUUCAGAAGGUGAGAGAAACAUAUCGUUCUCCAGUCAUGAUGGUCUCUUCACCUCGGGUAAGGUGGGGUCCAGUUCUGAGAGGAAGAGCGAUGAUGUGGACGGUCAGGGCAGCAGGACCAGCAAAAUGAGGAGAGGCCUCAUGGCAGGUCCCAUCACUACAUCAGCUCAGGAAAACAGUCGGAGACGUCCUGCUCGAAAAGCAGCUGGAUCUUUGAGCUUCUUAUCCCAGGCUGACAGUGACUCCGACAGGAUGAAGUGGACAGGCCGGAGCUGGAGCUUGGAUGCUGGACACACAGAGUCUGUUGGAAUCAGCUCUUUUGAGACAGACAGCUGCGGGUCAGUCAGUUCACCCAGACAGGAAACAGAGAGCGAUGGGUCUGAUGGGGUGCAGAGAGUGAAAUCACACAAAAACAAAUCAGCACACGGUCCAAGAGUUGAUGGUCUCCACAUGGAAGGAAUGGCUCUGGAUGACAUUGAUGAUGAGGAGGAUCUGGGGGGAUUUUCAGCAGCACCAGUUCAUAACUCUUUACCUCAGCUCAAUUUAAACAAACAUCCUAUGGACCAGCAAACAGCCACAGCCUUGAAGGAGAUCAUAUUCGGCUCUCCUGUUAUGUGCUUUAGUGAGGAGUGGAAACGCCAGAGUUUCACCUUUUCAAACACACAUGGUCUGAGAUAUGGGAUCGUGCAGAAGAAGGGAGGACCGUGUGGAGUGCUCGCUGCUGUCCAGGCCACUGUUCUCCAGAAACUUCUAUUUGAAAGAACCAGCAGUGACUCGCCGUCGGAGAGGCUGCGGGUUUCGGAUGCUGAGAGGACGACGUGCCUGGCCGAAGCCGUGGCUGAAAUCCUGUGGAGGGCUGGAGGCAGGAAGAGAGCCACUGUUGCUGUAAACUCUGGCAGGAGGCUGUUCACGCCAGUGGGCCACUACAGGCCUGAUGGGGUUCUGGAGACGAUCACCUGCAUCAGUGUUGAGGGUUUGGAUGAUCUCCAGCUGCUGCUCCAGCAGAACAUUCAGCAGUUUGAGUCAGGUCCCUUCGGCUGCGUCCUGCUCAUCGUCUCCGCCGUCCUCUCCAGAACCAUUCAGAUGGUAAGAGGAGAUAUGGACGUGCCCACAUCCACGCUUAUCGGUGCUCAUGGCUACUGCACACAGGAACUGGUAAACCUGCUGCUUUGUGGACAGGCAGUCUCGAACGUCUUCAACGAUGAAAUGAAGCUGGACUCAGGAAACGGUAACUUUACGCUUCUGAAGGGGAUCAGAGAGCGAAGCGACGUCGGCCUGCUGUCGUUAUUUGAGCAUUUUAAUCUAUGUAAGGUGGGCUCGUACCUGAAGACCCCCAGGUUUCCGCUGUGGGUGGUCUGCAGUGAGAGCCACUUCAGUGUGCUGUUCUCGCUGUGCAAGGAUCUGACCUCCAGCCAAUGGAGCCCCAGAGAGUUUGACUUGUAUUACUAUGACGGUCUGGCCAAUCAGCAAGAGCCAAUCAGAUUAACAGUCUAUCCAGGUUCUGAUGUAAGGACCGCUAACACUGAUGACCCGGACCUCAUACCUCCUUUAGAGCUCUGCAUCAGUACCAGAUGGACAGAUGCAGUCGUGAGCUGGAACGAAAGUGAGCCGAUUCUAUGAUUGUGCAUCGAACUGAAUAACAGUCAUUAAUCUACAAUGACGACGACGCUGCUGCUGCUGCUGCUGCUGCUGCUGCUGGGCUGAUCAUGUACUUACUGAUAUAAUCCAGAUAAACCGACCACUUCCGUUUCAGAAAUACUUCAUUAUGUAGUGUGUUUUCGAAAACGGAUAAAUACUCCUACAUGGUGUGCUGCUUUUUACUGCCUUUACUUUUUUUAUUUGCCUUAUUUUUGUGUUAUUUUGGUUGUACACAAGUUUGCAGUAUUAAUGUUUCACCGUUUAUUUAUUAAACAGAUUAUUAGCUGUUCA